GGUAUGCACGGUGGUCUCGGUGAGAGGAGGGGCCAUGGGCGGGGCUGUAGCACUUCUCAUUUCCCCGCCAUGGUAAGCGGGGCAGCAGGGCUGGAGAGACCUCCGGGGAGCCCAGUACUCGCCAGUCCAGCACGGAGAGCCGCCUGGCCAAAAGCUGCGCCGCGCAUUUGCCAGGAUUGCCAAAUAUUCCCGAAAAAUAUACCUGCUAUUUAUGGCAUGUGGCUUGUAACUUUACUCCUGCUGUACUCCUUUCAAGAAGUACACAGUGAGGAUGUGGGCUCUACCAGGCUGUACUUUGUGAACGCCUCCCUGCAGAGGGUGACCUACUCCAGCUCGGUGGGGGUGUCCCUGCCCUGCCCGGCAGGAGGCACCCCCAGUGCCAUCCUGCGCUGGUAUUUGGCCACCGGCGACGACAUUUACGACGUGCCCCACAUCCGCCACGUCCAUGCCAACGGCACCCUCCAGCUGUACCCAUUCUCCCCCUCGGCCUACAACAGCUACAUCCAUGACAACGACUAUUUCUGCACCGCCGAAAACCAGGCCGGCAAGAUCCGCAGCCCCAAUAUCCGCAUCAAAGCUGUUUUCAGGGAACCCUAUACAGUGCGUGUGGCAGACCAACGCUCUAUGCGGGGCAACGUAGCUGUGUUCAAGUGCCUCAUCCCCACCGCCGUGCAGGAGUACGUCAGUGUGGUGUCCUGGGAGAGAGACACCGUUUCCAUCGUCCCAGGCAACAGGUUCUCCCUGACCUCCUUCGGGGCUCUUUACAUCUCGGAUGUCCAGAAGGAGGACGCCCUCUCCACCUACCGCUGCAUCACCAAACACAAGUACAGCGGAGAGACGCGGCAGAGCAAUGGAGCCAGGCUCUCCGUGAUGGAUCCCACCGAGUCCUCUCCAUCCAUCCUGGACAGUUUCCAGGCUGGGGAGGUGUAUGCAGGCCAGAACGUUGAGCUGCCCUGCAUAGCGGGAGGGUACCCCAGCCCCACAGUGCGCUGGCUGAAGGACGGCCGCCCGCUGCCUUCAGACGCCCGCUGGACACGGCGUCUGACGGGUCUUACCAUCAGUGACCUGAGGCAGGAGGACAGCGGCAGCUAUGCCUGUGAGGUCACCAACAGCUUUGGCUCCAAGGAGGUGUCCGGACAACUUCACGUUAUAGACCCCCUGCGAGUGACCUUGUCCCCCAAGAGCCUGAAGACGGGAAUCAGCAGCACCCUGUUCUUCACCUGCACCGUGGAGGGAUCUCCAGAGUACACUGUCACCUGGUACAGAAACACAGAGCCCAUCAUCUCUGACCAGCACAUCUCCAUUCAGGGAUCGCACAAUGACACCCUUCAGAUCACUGCAGCACAGAAGUUUCACUCUGGGGCCUAUCAAUGCUUUGCCUCCCGCAAGGGCCACACUGCUCAGGACUUUUCCAUUAUUCUGCUAGAGGAUGGUACUCCUCGUAUUGUAUCGUCCUUUAGUGAGCGAGUGGUGAAUCCCGGCGAGCCUUUCUCCCUCAUGUGUGCUGCCAAAGGAGCCCCGCCCCCCUCCAUCACCUGGACACUGGACGACGAACCUGUGGUGCGAGACUCUGCCUACAAGACCAGCCAGUACACCCUAUCGGAUGGCUUGACGGUGUCGCAUGUCAACGUCAGCAGCCCGCUCAUUCGCGACGGGGGAGUGUAUCGUUGCGCUGCACGCAACUCGGCCGGUAGCGCCGAGUACCAAGCGCGCAUAAACGUAAGAGGUCCACCCAGAAUUAGACCCAUGCGUGACAUCACAGCAGUGGCAGGAAGGAACACCUACAUAACAUGCCGUGUGAUUGGCUACCCGUAUUAUUCCAUUAAGUGGCUGAAAGAUGGCAUGCAGCUGCCUGACAACCAUCGUCAGGUGGUGUUCGAGAAUGGCACCCUGAGGCUGACAGAUGUGCAGAAGGGUGCGGACGAGGGCACCUACCUGUGCAGCGUUCUGAUCCAACCCCAGCUGUCAAUCAAUCAGACUGUUCAUGUCACCGUCAAAGUGCCACCGCUGAUCCAGCCCUUCGACAUCCCUUCUACCUCAGUGGGGAAGCUCAUGUACAUCGCCUGCGUGGUGUCUUCAGGGGACAUGCCCAUACGCAUCACCUGGCACAAAGAUGGACAGCUCAUCGUGCCAGGCUCCUCCACUGGCGUCGCUAUAGAGACCAAAGAGUUUAUGAGCUCCCUGCAAAUCUCCAAGGUGACCCUGAAGCACAACGGAAAUUACACCUGCAUCGCCAGCAACGCCGCUGCAAUGGUCAGCUGGGAAAGACAGUUGAUUGUCACUGUCCCGCCACGUUUUGUGGUGCAGCCCAACAACCAAGAUGGCAUCUAUGGCAAGGCAGGGGUCCUCAACUGCUCCGUGGAGGGAUACCCGCCUCCAAAAGUCAUGUGGAAACAUGCCAAGGGUGUGGGCAACCCACAGCAGUACCACCCAGUCCCUCUAACGGGCCGUAUCCAGAUCAUGUCAAACGGCUCCUUGCUGAUCCGACAUGUUCUGGAGGACGACCGGGGGUACUACCUCUGUCAGGCCUCCAACGGAGUAGGAUCAGACAUCAGUAAGAGCAUGAUCCUCACCGUCAAGAUUCCCGCCAUGAUCACCAGCCAUCCCAACACCACCAUGGCGAAGAAGGGCCAGACCAAGGAGCUGAACUGCACAGCACGAGGCGAGCAGCCCAUAAUCAUCCGCUGGGAAAGAGGAGACACCGUCAUUGAUGCUGAGAGGAACCCCCGCUACUCUAUCACCAUAAACAAGAAAGGAGAUGAAGUCAUUUCCACCCUCAAGCUAAACCCAGCAGAACGGGGAGACUCUGUUUUUUUCUCUUGUCACGCCAUCAACUCCUAUGGAGAGGGUCGAGGCCUUAUUCAGCUCACUGUUCAAGAGCCCCCAGAUCCACCUGAGCUGGAGGUGAGAGAGGUGAAGGACCGGAGCAUGAACCUGCGCUGGAUCCAAAGGUUUGAUGGCAACAGCAUCAUCACCAGCUACGACAUCGAGUACAAGAACAAGUCAGAUUCUUGGGACCACAUGUACACAACCAGGAACAUCUCCCCCACCAACAACCAGGCUAACAUAGUGGAACUGCACCCAGCCUGUGUCUACAGCAUCCGAAUGUACUCCUUCAACAAGAUUGGUCGUAGCCUGCCCAGCAAAGAGCUCACCAUCAGCACCGAGGAAGCACAGCCCGACGGCCCACCCAUUGAUGUGGUCCUCCAGCCAAUGACAUCUCAGAGCAUACGGGUCACAUGGAGGGCUCCCAAAAAGGAGCUACAGAACGGCGUGAUCCGAGGCUAUCAGAUCGGCUACAGGGAGAAUGGACCAGGCAGCAAUGGCCAGUAUAGCAUUGUGGAGAUGAAGGCUACUGGUGACAGCGAGGUGUACACCCUGGACAACCUGAAGAAGUUUGCCCAAUACGGGGUAGUGGUCCAGGCCUUCAACAGAGCCGGGACUGGGCCCUCCAGCACCGAGAUCAACGCUACAACCCUGGAGGAUGUGCCCAGCGAGCCGCCCCAGAAUGUAAGAGCCAUCUCGGUGACGUCGGACGAGGCGGUGAUCACGUGGGCGGAGCCUCCACGGCUGACGCUGCACGGUGUGCUGAAAGGCUACCGCGUCGUGUUCUGGUCCCUCUUCCCUGACGGAGGUGGGUGCUGUGGGGGCCGGGCCCAGUGGCCAAUGCAGAAAUGGGGAGAGAUGCAGAACAUCACCACCACCCGCGAACAGGUAGAGCUCCGGGGACUGGAGAAGUUCACCAACUACAGUGUUCAGGUCCUGGCCUACACACAGGCCGGGGACGGGGUCCGCAGCAACGUCCUCUACAUACAAACCCGCGAGGACCUUCCUGGUCCACCGGCUGGAAUCAAGGCAGUCCCAUCCUCUCCCAGUAGUGUGGUUGUGUCCUGGCUGCCUCCCCACAAACCAAAUGGGGUCAUUCGCAAGUAUACUAUCUACUGCUCCAGCCCAGGCUCCGGUCAGCCGGCCCCCAGCGAGUACGAGGCCAACCCAGAGAUGCUGUUCUACCGCAUUACCCACCUGACACGCGGCAAACAGUACCACAUCUGGGCCGCAGCCGUGACAACUGCCGGCCGUGGCAACAUCAGCGAAAAGGUCACAGUGGAGCCUGCUGGGAAAGCCCCAGCUAAGAUCCUGUCCUUCGGGGGCACAGUCACCACACCCUGGAUGAAGGAGGUGCGUCUGCCCUGUGGCUCGGUUGGAGAACCUGACCCUGACAUCAAAUGGACCAAAGACAGUGAGGACUCUGCCAUCCCGGUGACAGCAGAUAGUCAACGUCAGAUCUUGUCCAAUGGUACGCUGGUGUUGCGUUCAGUCAAGGCAGAGGAUUCUGGGUACUAUACCUGUACAGCCACCAACACCUUGGGAUUUGACACCAUCAUAGUCAAUCUUCUGGUGCAGGUUCCUCCUGACCAACCACGCCUGACUGUGUCCACUACCUCCACCUCCUCCAUCACCCUUGCUUGGAUCCCGGGGGACAAUGGUGGAAGCUCCAUCAGAGGUUUUGUACUGCAGUAUUCUGUUGACAACACGGAGGAAUGGAGGGAUGUCUUCAUCAGCUCCAGUGAACGCUCCUUCAGGCUGGACAAUCUGCGCUGUGGUACCUGGUACAAGGUCAAGCUGGCCGCCAAGAACAGUGUGGGCUCUGGACGGAUCAGUGAAAUCAUUGAGGCCAAGACCCACGGAAGAGAGCCUGUGUUCAACAAGGACCAACCGCUGCUCACUCACAUCAAUUCCACCCACGCAGGGCUUAACUUGCAGGGGUGGACCAGUGGUGGUUGUCCCAUCACUGCCCUAAUGCUUGACUUCAGGCCCAAGGGCACCUGGGCCUGGCAGAGCCUGAAGGCAAACUCUACCAGUCAGCUCUUCCUCAGCGAGCUACGUGAAGCCACCUGGUAUGAGCUUAAGAUGAAGGCCUGCAACAGCGCUGGGUGUGGCAACCAGAGCUCCCAGUUUGCCACCACUGACUAUGAUGGCAGUACCAUCCCUCCCAUUAAGUCAGCUCGUGGAGAGGGGGAUGACGUGAAAAAAUUGUUCUCUAUCGGUUCUCCCGUUAUCCUGGUUACUCUUGGUGUUGCCUUGCUUUUCAUUAUCCGCAAGAAACGCAAGGAAAAGAGGCUCAAACGACUCCGAGAUGCUAAGAGCCUUGCAGAGAUGCUUAUUAGUAAAAACAACCGCAGCAUGGACACUCCCGUAAAAGGUCCUCCUCAAGGCCCAAGGCUUCAUAUUGACAUCCCGCGGGUUCAGUUGCUUAUCGAGGACAAGGAGGGCAUCAAGCAGAUAGGGGAGGACAAGGCAGCAGUGCCAGUCACUGACACCGAGUUCAGCCAAUCAGUGAAUCCCCAGAACUUCUGCACAGGUGUGUCUCUGCACCACCAAGCCCUCAUCCAGAAUACAGGGCCUUUGAUCGACAUGUCAGACAUCCGCCCGGGCACAAACCCUGUUUCCAGGAAGAGUAUAAAGUCAGCUCACAGCUCCAGGAACAGGUACUCCAGCCAGUGGACGCUGAGCCGACCAGGUCAGAGCCAGUCUACAGCCUCCGCCCGAACUCUGACCUCUGACUGGCGCACAAUGGGAUCUCAUGGCAUCACCGCCACUGAGAGUGACAGCUACAGUGCUAGUCUCUCCCAAGACACAGAUAAGGGCCGUAACAGUAUGGUGUCAACAGAGAGCGCGUCUUCCACCUAUGAGGAGUUGGCCAGGGCCUACGAGCAUGCCAAGCUAGAGGAGCACCUGCAGCAUGCUAAAUUCACCAUCACAGAGUGCUUCAUAUCUGACAGCUCAUCUGACCAGAUGACCACGGGUACCAAUGACCCAGCAGACAGCAUGACCUCCCUCAGCACACCCUCUGAACCAGGCAUUUGCCGCUUCACUGCCUCACCACCCAAACCCCAGGACUAUGACCGUGGCAAAAAUGUGGCAGUGCCGAUUCCCCACCGCGCCAACAAAAGCGAAUUCUGCAACCUACCCCUCUACAUGAAAACAGAUCCAUUCUUCCGUAAGCAAGGGGAGCUGCAUGAUCCAUGCCCGGCAGUGCCACCACGAGAAGCCUCAAUCCGCAGCCUGGCACAGCGGGCGUACCACACCCAGGGCCGCCACAUGACUCUAGACCCUGCCAAGCAACAGGCCCUGACGCUUGGCCACUCUGGGUUGGGCAGCUUGGGUGUUAGCUCGGGCACUGCCACCCUGCCCCAGAGGACACUCACCAUGCCCGGUUCCAACACUGCAGCCACAGCUUCAACUUCCAGCACUAGCAGCAACCCCACCAACAGUAACAAGGUGGGGGGCUCCAGAGACUCACUGCUAGAAAGCAGCUCCUCAGCACUGGGGAGACUGCAGAAACAGAGUGUGGGCGCCUACUCCAAGUCAUAUACGUUGGUGUAG
This is a messenger RNA of Lampris incognitus (smalleye Pacific opah), 6387 nucleotides long. RefSeq names its product cell adhesion molecule DSCAML1-like. Bases 4 to 6387 code for a protein of 2127 amino acids. Gene Ontology annotation, biological process: axon guidance; dendrite self-avoidance; homophilic cell-cell adhesion. Lineage: Eukaryota; Metazoa; Chordata; Actinopteri; Lampriformes; Lampridae. Gene Ontology annotation, molecular function: cell-cell adhesion mediator activity. The record is from RefSeq and is a predicted model, not a curated record. The transcript has 33 exons. Gene Ontology annotation, cellular component: axon; plasma membrane.